AUGUGGAAGAGAUCGUUCCACUCCCAAGGAGGACCUCUCCGUGCUAGGACUAAGUUCACCAAACCUAAACCAAAACAGCCGGCACUUCCCAAAGAGAAAAUAAGACCGCCCACCCAAUUGACCCACCACUCCAAUAACCUGAGGAUCACCGAACCAAUCCUACCAACUACUUCAAACCUACGCUGUCCCGACGAUCACCCGCUGUGGCAGUUCUUCUCUAACAAGAAAUUCAUCAGGUCCGCCGACGACUUGCCGCCCUCCAGCCAUAUCAGACCUUGGACCAUCCCAGAGUUGAGACACAAGUCCUUUAACGACUUACAUUCCCUUUGGUACAACUGCCUUAGGGAGCAAAACGUGCUUGCUCGUGAAAAUCAUCUUUUAAAAAACAUCAUCGGGUCCACGCAUGAGGAAUUCAGUGACCUCUCCAAAUCUAUCAGAACCACCAUGUGGCAAAUCAGACAUGUACUUAACGAGAGAGAGCUGGCCUAUACCACUUCGCGCGAAUUUCUAAAGGACGAAUUGGAAAGGAAAAAGUAUUUGGAUACUUUGACCAACGAUCACUUCUUGAAUAAGGAUAUCCCGGACGACGAAGUCGCCUCCAUGCUCACUCGGUUCCAGUUGGCUAUCUUCGGAAUAUCAGAAACCAUCCAGGACAAUACAGUCGAUGUUAGCUUCAUCAACGGCAUCAAGUUCUUGGCAAACUUAAAGCUACAGCGAUUCAAGGACUCUAAUGAUCUCAUAUCGGAACUGUCACAAGAACCGAUUACGGACGUGGGCGAGUCGUUCAUCUUGUUUACUUCCGACUUCGAGCCUCAUUCCGUCCAAGAGGCUUGCGUCGCCAUCAAAGACCUGAGAAAAUCCCCAGACAAUAAGGUCCCUAAACUAGACGAACUUCCUACCGUCAGGAAAUACUUAAAACAACUGGUUCGUGCAAGCUCCAUGGAACAAGCAACUGCAUGA
Molecule: messenger RNA, 960 nt
Organism: Saccharomyces paradoxus
Lineage: Eukaryota; Fungi; Ascomycota; Saccharomycetes; Saccharomycetales; Saccharomycetaceae
Gene: MRPL4
Product: mitochondrial 54S ribosomal protein uL29m
Exons: 1
Coding region: 1-960 (319 amino acids)
Biological process (GO): mitochondrial translation
Cellular component (GO): mitochondrial large ribosomal subunit; mitochondrial ribosome
Molecular function (GO): structural constituent of ribosome
Source: RefSeq, a predicted model, not a curated record